CACACCUGGGAGUUCACCGUGAAGGUUAGGCGAGCUCUCGCUCUUGGACUGAAACCGUAAACUUUCAUUUUUUUCAGUUUUUCUGGAUCUUUUUAUUCUCUUUUAUAAUCGACGAUGGACAAGCAGCUUGGAUGGGGAAAGCUGUUUCUGAUACUCACAGUGCUGUCCUACUGCAGGAGUAUCCAGGUGUCCAUUCCAAAAAGUAAAUAUGAGGCUGAAAAAGGGGGCAGUGUUGACUUGACCUGCUCCUGGGUCCCUGCAAAUCCAUCCUUCAUUGAAUAUAUACUGAAAUGGGACGUCCUCCCAGAAAAAACUGGAGAUACAACGAAAACUGUGGCUACUGCAUGGUAUGGCAAACCGGUUGAAAUUUCCCCAUCUUAUGAAGGCAGAGCAUCCUUGGACGUUGAACCUGACACUCGAGUGAGCACACUGCAUUUAACACAGCUCACCAUGCAGGAAAACGGCCAUUUCCAGUGCAGUGUCCUUAUAUAUGGUGAUGAUGAUGGAAAACCACAGGCCACCACCUCCCUUUUGGUCCUGGUCCGUCCCUCUCCACCAAUCUGCAAGCUUCAGGGAAGUGCAGAAUAUUUUCAAAAUGUUACACUCACCUGUUUGUCUGAGGAAGGAUCCCCAGAACCCACCUACGACUGGAAGAGCUUUAGUGUCGACAACAGUCCCAGACAAUUUCCACCUAAAGCAACUCAAAAGGAUGGAGUCCUAUCUCUCUUCAAUAUAACAAGGGAGACAUCUGGGUACUAUAUUUGCACAUCACAAAAUCAAAUUGGUUCUGCCAGCUGCAACUUUACUUUGGCUGUGAUGCCUGCUAGCAUGAAAAUUGGAUCCACAGCAGCUAUAAUAGGAGGAGUCCUCGCAGGGCUCCUGGUGGUGGGGAUUCUCAUCAUCUGUCUUUAUCGGAGAAGGAGCAAGAAGAAUAAAUAUCCUGAGGGUUCCCCAGAAGAAAUGAGGUAUUACGACCAAGAUGCUGCCGAAGGUGAAGAACCAUACUCGGACGACAAGUCAAACAGCGAGAAAAAACAGGCCAGCCAGAAUGAGGUUAAUGAUGUGGCACCUCAAAACAUUUCCAGAGUCGAAGAAGUUGUGCAGAAGUUUGCAGAUGAUCAGUACAGUUACAAUAGCAGCAAAGAAAGGUAUGAAGGCAAGGGCAGUGAUAUAGACUCUCACCGGUACCAGGACGACCAGCGGGACCAUUAUGGUGGUAACCGGGAUCGCCUUGAGGAUCAACGCGAACGUUAUGGUGGUAGUAGAGAUCGCCUCGAGGAUCAGCGUGAUCGUUACGGUGGCAGUAGAGAUCGCCUCGAUGAUCAACGUGAUCGUUACGGUGGUAGCAGAGAUCGCCUCGAUGAUCAGCGCGAUCGUUACGGUGGUAGUCGAGAUCGCCUUGAUGAUCACCGCGAACGUUACGGUGGUAGUCGAGAUCGCCUUGAUGAUCAGCGCGAUCGUUACGGUGGUAGCCGGGACCGCCUGGAUGAUCAACGUGAACGCUAUGGUGGAAGUCGUGAUCGCCUUGAUGAUCGCCGUGACUAUUAUCGCGGUAGCCGAGAUCGCCUUGACGAUUACAGUCGAGAUGACCGCGGUGAUCGCUAUGGUGGUAGCCGAGAUCGACUUGAUUACAGUGACAGAAACCAGUAAAAAUCUUUUACUGCUUAAGUGAAACCUGCAAAAUGAAUUAAUGUCUUUUGCCUUGUCUCCCUCCCCUCAGGCCCAGCUGGUUUCUUCCUAUUAAAAGGGAGUUUUUCCUUCCCACUGUCGCCAAAGUCCUUUUUCAUAGGGGGUAAUCUGAUUGUUGGAUUUUCUCUGUAUUAUUGUAAGGUCUUUACCCUACAAUAUUAAGCGCCUUGAGAAGACUGUUGUUGUGAUUUGGCGCUAUUUCAAUAAAAUAAAACUGAAUUGAAUGCAUCAUGAGAAAAUAGAAAUAGCAACCUGGAAGACUCAUGGCCAGACCACUCUAGCUUUACAGCGGCCCCUAGAGACAAAACACGUACAAACUCCAAAACACGUGCAAACUCCAAACCAUGUACAAAUUCUAAAGCACAUAAAAAUUUCGAAGAAUGUGGAAACUCCAAAGCAUGUACAAACUCUAAAACAAAUGCAAACUCCAAAACUCAACGGAAGUGCUCCAGGACGCUAGGGGCAGUGUUGAGCUUCUCUCUGAGCAAAGCACACUGACUGUUAGCUAAAGUCAGAUUUGACUCCACCAUAAACCAAGCGUUUAUAGUAAUUAAAAACAAAUCAAACGAACAACAGUUUGCACAUUACCUUUCUUAUAAAGCGUGGUCGUUCUAUCCUUGCAGGUGUUUAUCCUAUCCAACUCCAUGUGUUUGCAACAAACUUGCCGUUUAUUUUGCAAAUCGAACUCAACACUGCCCCUAGCGUCCUGGAGCACUUCCGUUGUGUUUAGAAGUUUGCAUUUGUUUGGGAGUUUUUACGUGCUUCGGAGUUUGUACAUGCUUUGGAGUUUGUAUGUGCUUUUUGGAGUUUGUACGUGUUUUGGAGUUUGUACGUGUUACCACCAUAGGUAGUUGAGCUAACUCAACAUACAUUACACUGAUGGAAGUCAUUAAGUUGAAUUUUGAUUACUACAAAACUGCGCAAAAGUCUUGAAUUACCCCUUGUUCUGCCCCUGAAGGGAGAGAGUAUGUAAUCGAGUUCGCGCGUCUGUUUGUCUCCUUGUUAGCAGUCUAUUGCCAAAGUUGUAAAGAUAUAAUCUUUUUUUUAUGGAUCAUCUUCAAACUUCACAACAAUAUACUAGGCCAACAAAAAGCACCUAACUCACAGAUUAAUCCAAAGGGAAAAUUAUAAAUGCAUUGUUUAACGCCUUUCUACUCAUCAGAGCAAGUGCUUUUUUACUACAAGUUUCAUUAACACACAUUCAUGAAUGUUAGAAACAGCCGUUUCUAACAUUCACCCACAUUUACUCAAAUUCCAAUGGAUACAUCAGAGGCAACUGGAAGAGUCAGGAAGAGUCAGGUAUUGAUCCAUUGUCCUUCUAAUCAGUAGAUAACUAAUUCCAUCAUCUGAGCCACAGCCGCCCCAGUGUUUUGGCUGCAGGCAACUUAGCAAAGAACCAAUUUGAAAUAGCAUCUUUGGGCACUUUGUUACUAGCAGGCUGUAAAACAAAACAAAAGAAAAGAAAAAGAAAACAUAAUUUGAUUCCAUUAGUUUUCUGUAUUAACUGGAACUUUAGACCUUAUUGCUAACUCCGUGACCGAACAAAUUUCAGUAAGUUUGUUUUACACAACUUUGCUGUAAUACACCAUCACAUGAUCAGAUUUUCUUGAAGGACAUUGAUUUGCUGUGAACAUGGCCUAUAUAAAAAAUGUAUUAGUGUUAAUUUUCGCAAAAAGUUUGAUUAAUCCUUGAAUCCCAUGUUCAAAUUUAUCAUAAAUGUUAGUUUGUUGUUAUUGAUACAUUUACUGCCAUUAUUGGUCAGUUCGUGCAUUUUUUACUUUUUUUUCAUAAUGCAAAAUGUGUUGUUUUUGUAUUUUUGAGUUCAGCUCCUUUUUAUGCUUGAGAUGAAAGUGUAUGCUGUUAGCUAUUUUUCUAACAAAACUUACUAAUUUGUUGUUUCUUCUUGUUCAUUAUUUUAAACUAAAAAGGUUGUUUUAUGGUGUUAUACAAAACCAAAAAUUGUGAUUCGGCUAUGUUUUGCUCAACUCUUGUAUUGUGUCAGAAAAUAAAAUCAUUAGCAAACAA
Oreochromis aureus is the source of this 3714-nucleotide messenger RNA. Its product is annotated as cell surface A33 antigen-like. The record is from RefSeq and is a predicted model, not a curated record. The transcript has 7 exons. NCBI's taxonomy places the organism in Eukaryota, Metazoa, Chordata, Actinopteri, Cichliformes, Cichlidae. Gene Ontology annotation, cellular component: plasma membrane. The coding region runs from base 115 to 1650 and encodes 511 amino acids.